CGCAGGUGGCGCUGCGCCUGCCCGCCCGCCCUCGGGGCCGACGCGUGCGGGAUCAAAGCGGCCGGGAAGGGGCGGGGAGGGGAGGUGGCAGGAACCCGGAGGUGUUAGCGAGCUUCCCAGGGGAUGGCAGGAGCGUGGGAGCGCAGAGUCCCGGGAGGCGACAGAGACUCGGAGAGACGAUGAGUUACCAGAGACCCGAAAGAACCAGAGGCGGAGAUGCAGACGCCAAGAGACCGGAGAGACGCGGAAUCAGAGAUGCGGAGGAACGAGACCACCGACACCCAGAGAGACCCAGGGUAGAAGUCGCUGAAGAUCUGGAAAGAACGUGAGAGAUACAGAGAUGGAGAAGCUAAGGGGCACUCAGAGACCCAGAAAGGAGGCUAGACAAAAAAGGCACAGACCCAUAGACUUAAGAAAAGGAAGCGUGCUUCAGAGAGAACGGAAAAUAAUAGAGGAAGAGAGGUGGAAAGAACAAGGGAUUUAGAGUAGGGGGCGGGAAGACCUGGCCCCUCCCCCGCGGGGGGCCGAGAGGACCCCCGGGGCAGGGAUCCGAGCACUGUGUCCUUUCUCAGGGUCACGCCUGUGGAGGUGCGGGCGGGGGACGGAGGGAGGAGUGUGGAGGAUGCAGGACCCCCAGGCUGGGAGGAGGGGAGAGUGAGGGCGUGCGGAAUCAGGGUGUAGGCCUGGGGCUGCAAACUCUGCUAUAGUCAAAAGGCUAAGAUUUAUAUUUGGCAGAAAUAUUUGAGUGAAAAGAUGCUUUUUAGAUGCUACCAAAUGUAUUAUCCUCUCUUUGGAGGGGAGAAAAUAAGGCUCUUGCAUUGGCCGGGAAUCGAACCCGGGCCUCCCGCGUGGCAGGCGAGAAUUCUACCACUGAACCACCAAUGCGUGACUACUGGGGUGUGCCAGGAGACUAUCUGAGUUCGUAAGAGGUUGAGGCGGACCCGGACAGGCAACUGUGUAGGCCGGGGAACUGGUCCCGAAUAGUUGACGUGGGUGGAGCGCCAGGUCAUCCUUCCUCUCGUCCGGAUCCGGCCACCGGGCCAUAAAGCCGCCCCAUAUGGCCAGGGGCGGCCCCACACCCGGGUGCGAACAGCCUGGGGCCCCCAGCCUCGCGUGCAGGCUCUGGCUACAGCAAGAAAGGCUCCGUUACAAAACCAAGGUGCGGAGGGCCGUUGGGAGGGCUUGGAGGAAUCCCCACUGGUCUCUGACUUCACAGCUAUCUUCCUUCUCGGUCUGCAACCCUGUCUUUCCGUGUCUUUAUCCCUGGCAACCUGGCUGUCCCGUUCAGUUUCUGAUUUAUCUUCUCAGGCACUUUGUCCCGAAGCCCCCGAGUGGUCAGGCAUCGUUCUGCGGAGGGUCAUGUUCUUGGUUUGAGGUGGGUGUUGAUCCCUUUUCUGUAUCCCUUGCUUUCCCCUUAGUAAAACUGCCUGCUCCCUGCUACCCUACAGUCACCAGGGGCCUCCAGAAGCAAGCAAUGCGGGCACACUUGCGUGAGGUGUCCCAUCAGCCACACUCCUGAAUCUCCUAUGACUAGUUUUGAAUCAAAUACUUGUGCUGUAAGUGGAAAGACCUCUCCACUCCUACCUAUGUUUCAAAGACUUGCUCCCUCUGCCUUGAAGUUCCUCCUUAGUCCAGCCAUCCUCAAGGAGACCUUUUCCCGGAGCACCUAUUUCACUGGGCUUCUGUAACAGCUACUUAGUGUCACGUGGUCUUUUCCAUUAGCUACUGCAGGGAUAAGCUGGGUCUCUCCUGCGUAUCUCACUAUGACUCGCCCGAGCCUAGACCAGUGCCCUGUCCGCACAGUGGGCGCGCAGAUGUUCGGGGACUUGAAGGUAACUGGCUUAGACAGAACAGAGCGCCUCUCCAACCUCCUGGCAGAGCUUCGGUUGAGUCGGACGGAUUCACCCAGCACACUCGGGUUGCUCCCUGUCUCGACUAGGAAGCGAACUCGGAGAUGAUGUAUAAAAUUCAGCCUGGGGGCUGUUUCAGGGUUAGUGAGGGUACAGUAAGUCUCCGACAAAGCUGCAAUUCUGGAGGAACUCUGAAUUUCAUCCCCAAGCGAGUUCUGCCCCUAAUAACCUCCUGCCUUCAGCUGGGUUCCGCCUCCUUAUACAGCCUUAUGGUCCGUAAACCAGCCAGUGCCCCCAUUCACCCCUCACUUCCCACACUCCCAGGCCCCCACACUCCCCUCCCCCCUUCACUCCUCCUCUUUCCGGGAGCCUCGUGCCGGGUCCUAGAGGGGCAGAAUCCGGGUGCCGAAGGGGGCGGGGUCGGGUCCUAUCCCUCCUACCCUGGGGCCGCGGAAUAUAAGGCUCCAGGCGAGCAGGGACCCGGUCCACACCAGGGUCCGGAGGAGCAAUGGUCACCCGGGAUCGAGCUGAGAAUAGGGACGGCCCCAAGGUGAGAGGCGGGAGGGGAGGGAGCAGAGGUCCCUGGUUUGGCCAGGGGACUGGGCCCCUGACGCCGUCGGUCUGGAGAGAGACUGGGGACGCAGGGGUGGAAGGGGAGCCGUGCUCCAGGACUCCAGGAGCCAGGAGCUGGAGAGGAAGCUGCAAAAUAUGAAGAAGGGGACAGGGGUCAGAGCCAGACCUGAGUGGGCGGCGGAAACAUAGGACUAGGGGUCUAGGUAAUGGGGGUCGGCACCGUGUGGCCUGGGGAGGGAGCCGGUGUCGGAGUAAAAUAAGCAAGUAGAGGGCAGAGCCAAGGGAGGAGGGUGGGAACGAAAAGAGAAGAGGAUAGUCUCUUGCUCUACGCUGGCUGUGAGGCGGGCGGGGUUGGCCCAAGACGGUCUUGUAGAGAAGGCCCCGGGGAGUUGGUUCCAGAGGCCCCACACUGGUGGAAGAUUUUAGGAGAACCAGUGGAGAAGGUGACGGCCUGGAGGGUUUUGAGGGAGAAGAGGCGGCGCGGUCGCGCUAGGUAUCUCCCUUUCUAUACUCAGGGCCGCCAGCUCUGAGCCUGGCACCGUGCGGCGCACGUGCCUGCGCGCAGAGGGUUCCCAAAGUUCUCCACUGAGACAGAGAGAAACUGCACGAGACGGAGACGUAGAGAGAAAAGAGGAGGAGAGACACAGAGAGGGGAGGAGGGAGGACGAGACUGAGAGAGGAGAAUGCGAAGAUCCGGGGAGGCGAGCUACAGAAACUGAUCUAGGGGCAUUGGGAGGGGGAGCGGAGAGGGAUCGAAUGGGGUCGACCCUAGGCAAUCUGGGGUCUUGGGGCCGGGGUGGAAGCCGGGCUCUCCCAGCGGCGGGAUCCGACGCCGGCGCGGCCGCGCUGAGUCUCGGUCCGGUCGGCCCGCUCUCCUUUUCCCGCUGGUCGCAGAUGCUGAAGCCGCUUGUGGAGAAGCGGCGCCGGGACCGCAUCAACCGCAGCCUGGAAGAGCUGAGGCUGCUGCUGCUGGAGCGGACCCGGGACCAGAACCUCCGGAACCCGAAGCUGGAGAAAGCGGAGAUACUGGAGUUCGCCGUGGGCUACUUGAGGGAGCGAAGCCGGGUGGAGUCCCCGGGGGUUCCCCGGUCCCCAGUCCAGGACGCCGAGGCGCUCGCCAGCUGCUACUUGUCCGGUUUCCGCGAGUGUCUGCUUCGCUUGGCGGCCUUCGCGCACGACGCCAGCCCGGCCGCCCGCGCCCAGCUCUUCUCCGCGCUGCACGGCUACCUGCGCCCCAAACCGCCCCGGCCCAAGCCUGUAGAGCCGAGGCCUCCAGCGCCGCGCCCAUCCCUGGACCCCGCCGCACCGGCCCUUGGCCCCGCGCUGCACCAGCGCCCCCCAGUGCACCAGGGCCCCCCUAGCCCGCGCUGCGCAUGGUCCCCAUCCCUCUGCUCCCCGCGCGCCGGGGAUUCUGGCGCGCCGGCGCCCCUCACCGGACUGCUGCCGCCGCCACCGCCGCCUCACAGACAAGACGGGGCGCCCAAGGCCCCGCCGCCCCCGCCGCCCGCUUUCUGGAGACCUUGGCCCUGAGCCUUGGGGGGUGGUGGGGGCGGGGUCUAGGGGUGGGGUAGAGACUCCAGCCCGAGGGCAGCAGAGGGACCCGGGCGUCCGGGCGAGCAGGUGUUGGGGAGGGCGGCGGGGCGCGCGGGCUCAGCGCGCGGGUGAGAUGUGGUCUAUAUUAGAGUAUCUAUAUAAAUAUAUAUUUCCCUGGUUCCUGUCCCUUUUCCCUGCCCCAACUUCUUCCUUGCGUCUAGGAUUGUACUCUCUCUGCCCCCCAGCCCAGUCCCAGUCCCUUCCCGAGUCCCUAGUGCAUGGAAUAAAGUGGUUAUUAAAUCCCCGUGUGUCCCCGAGCCAGGGGCCUGCCUUUAUCUCGACGUCCACGCCCACUUUCCCUUCCCUUCUGUCUCCCACCCUCAGUCCUGCUCUCCAUGGCCCAAGCCCCGGGGCAGACAGGUAAGUAAAGAAGAGAGCAGGGCGGGAACUGAGAUCGAAAUAGAAACCAGGUGGAAAAAGAGAGCGAUAGGGUAGGGGGAGAAAAAAACGGAUAAAAGGAAAAUUUGAAAUAAAAUCGACUCUGGUGGGAUUCGAACCCACAACCUUUGAAUUGCUCUAAUUCGUCACUAGAAGUCCAAUGCGCUAUCCAUUGCGCCACAGAGCCACCUCGCGGGCGGCGGCAUCUUCUAGCUUACCGGUACUAGAGUGGGAAAGGGGCAGGGCUGGGGGAGUGGGGGGCGGACAUACCAGGAGCGCGCGGUUUGGAUCGCAGAGGCCAAGCCAGGUAGAGGGAGCGGGCGCAAAGCAUGUUAGCCAGGUGAGAGCGAGGGUGCAUAUAGGUCGAAAAAACAGGGAGGGAGAACAACGGAAAAUGGGUGAGCGAGCGAGUGCAGAGCUCCGGCUGCCCGAUUGGGGGCUGCUUCCGGCUCAGGCGCUCCCCACUCCCAGAUGUAGUCCCACCCAAAUAAACUAGUUUUGUUGUAAA
Messenger RNA from Macaca mulatta (Rhesus monkey), 4902 nucleotides. Lineage: Eukaryota; Metazoa; Chordata; Mammalia; Primates; Cercopithecidae. The record is from RefSeq and is a predicted model, not a curated record.